GGACCUUUAUAGAAGCAUAAUAUCCGGGGCUAGCACACUGAGAAAAAUAAUUGAAUUUGAAGAUAUUUAGGAAGGUUCACAGCUCAAAAAUGAUUGGUGAGGAAAUGGAGACAUUAGGGUGCUGACUUGAACUGGUAAUGCCCUUAAGAAACAAGAGUGAAAUGAAAUGAAAUUCUGGGGGUUUCAGUUAGGAAGUUAACUGUAGUCAGUACAUCUGCCUUCCUACCAGGCAACUUGCUCCCAGAUGCCCAGCAUGAUACUGCUCAUUCUCUUGGCUCUGAAGCUGAGCUCAGAAAAUGAAACUCCUUUCCAAACAAAUGACUGUGCACAGUUAAUGGAGCAAUGCCUACAGGAUGCAAAUGACUGUGAACAUGCAUGGAGACAAAUGGACGAUGCCUGCCAUGCAUCAGGUGACUCCUGCAAGAUAAAGAAUUCAUCACAUUGUAACCUGGGUAUCCAGUCUUUUGUGGAAACCAAUGUGCAGUUUAAAGAGUGUCUCUGUACUGGUGAUCUACAUUGUACUUUGAAUAAAUUUCUUGGAAAAAAAUGCAUCAAUACGUCAGAUAACAUAAAAGAGGAGAAUAAAUUCAAAGAGAAUCAAACUAUACUUUUCCACCAAGGAUUCGAGUGGACCCACUCCUGUUUGGAAGUGACAGAGGCGUGUGUGGAGGAUGUGGUCUGCAAUACACAUUUGGCCCUUUACCUAAAAGCAUGCUCAGCAAAUGGAGAUCUGUGCGAUGUGAAACACUGCCAAGCAGCCAUACGGUUCUUCUAUCAAAACAUGCCUCUUAACACUGCCCAGAUGUUGGCUUUCUGUGACUGUGCUCAAUCUGAUAUAACUUGUCAGCAAUCCAAGGAAGCUCUUCACAGCAAGCCCUGUGCAGUGAACAGAGUUCCACCCCCUACUUGCCUCAAUGUAAUUCACAGUUGCAGAAAUGAUGAAUUAUGCAGGAAGCACUAUACAACAUUUCUGUCAAAAUGCUGGCCACGUGUGACUGCAAAGUGCAAGGAAGAUGUGACAUGCGCUAGCAUGUUAAAUGGACGGGACCUUACUUGCUCAGGGAGUGACGCCUGCAGAGUAGCCCACAUAGGACUUUUGGGGACAGUCCUUCAGGUGCAGUGUACUUGUAAGGGUACCACACAGCAUGAGGAGUCAUUGUGCAAGACUUCCCAGCAUAUCCUUCAUAGAAAAUCAUGUUUCAAUUAUUCCAGUGUCAAAGGCAUUUCAUUACAGAAAAGAGCACAUGCAAAGAAAAUUACUCUAGAAGGAUUUCAUUCUCCCCUCCAUGGAGAAGUGCUCUAUGCUGUCACGUGCAUGGCAGUGGCCUGUGGCGUCAUGCUUAUGGUGACGCUCAUGCUGAGUGCGGCCACUUGGCCCUCGUUACUCAGAGAUCCAGUAAGAACCAUCACAUCUAAGUUGCCCAAUGCAGCAACUGUUGCUACCACACAGCGAGAUCCAAGGAGACUAACUGCCCCUCGCACUUCAGCCAAGCCCCACCUGACAGCACAGAGGAGCUGGGGAGACCAACAAGAGCGCUGCUUCCACGCUGAACCUGAUAAGCAGCGCCAGGGUGAAGGAGACCCACCCAGAGGACGCUCAACACCCACCUAA
This is a messenger RNA of Jaculus jaculus (lesser Egyptian jerboa), 1612 nucleotides long. It is a transcript of the gene Gfral, whose product is annotated as GDNF family receptor alpha like. Gene Ontology annotation, cellular component: signaling receptor complex; external side of plasma membrane. NCBI's taxonomy places the organism in Eukaryota, Metazoa, Chordata, Mammalia, Rodentia, Dipodidae. Bases 245 to 1612 code for a protein of 455 amino acids. Gene Ontology annotation, biological process: nervous system development. The record is from RefSeq and is a predicted model, not a curated record. The transcript is spliced from 10 exons. Gene Ontology annotation, molecular function: signaling receptor activity.